Messenger RNA from Owenia fusiformis, 997 nucleotides. Lineage: Eukaryota; Metazoa; Annelida; Polychaeta; Sabellida; Oweniidae. The record is from the annotation of a GenBank genome assembly.
UGACGCGAUCAUAAGAAUCAUGACAAAAUCCUACUCAUUUGGAAGCUUGGAAUUAUACUGAAUUAUUACCUCUACAGCUUACAUCGUCUAAUGAGAAUAAGUCAAACGUCACACGGGAAUUAUACUUAAUGGUCAUUACAAUACAAAUUGUGGGUCUAAAGACAAGCUUCAGAAGGACAGAUGGGUAUUAGCUGACAUAAGAUCCAAAAGGAAUAAUAACAAAAGACUUUUGAAUCCAGAAUGAUGCGGUUUAUCUUGGUUUUACUUCUGGCACUGGUCUUCACGUUGGCAUCUUCAUUUGCAUUCCAUGUGGACAUGAACAAACGAAACCCACCCCUUGAUUCAGCAGAACAUUUUAUCACAACCAGACAGGACCGUGGAAUAACUAAUCCAAAAAUGGGCACCUGGUCUAUUUACAGGCCUGGGACAUGUACAUCUGAUAGUAUAUUAAACUUUUGUUAUGUAUGUAGCAGAGAUGUCAAUGAUAUGAAGGUUUACAUUGACUGUUGCGAACAGCAAAAGGAAACUGUAGUUUGGUGUACAGAGUGGUUGAAGGGAAGAUAAGUAAAUAGAAACCAGGUUGUAGUAUGAGGGAAGAUAAGUAAAUAGAAACAAGGUUGUAGUAUGAGGAAAUAACAAGUAAAUAGGAACAUUUCCGAAGACCAUGUCGUCUGGUUUGCAGAGAGAUCUAGAGGAAAAUAACAUGUAGAAAUUGGAACAGAUAUCCAGAUAAGAUCUCCAAUCUAUGACUAGGGACAUAAACUGAGCAGAGUGAUAAACUACUACAAAGCCUUAUUUACUCUUGUCAUCUGAAACUGAAUUCCGAUUAUUAUUAGAUUGGUAUUGAUCCAGAUUUAAUAAAUAAACAAAAUAAAACAUAUUCUUUUAUAGUUUAUUGAUGACAAUUAACAUAAUAACAAAUACAUGAAUAUUACAUCACACAUAUAUAAAAAUAUGCUUUCAUUUAAAUCUUGAUCUUGACAUAUGAUUUGGACGG